AUGCCUAAGACUCUUGGAGUCCACUUUGGAACUGGUGAUUUAGGUUUAAAAGUUGUCCCAAAUAAAGUCUCAAUCAAGGUAGGUACCACGGGCACAAUUGGCGCCUUGAUGUCUCAAGAACUAGAAUCCAUGAGGAAUUCAGCCCAUACAUCUUCCUUUCAGAAGAAAAAUAGAUCUAAACAGGUUUCAGUAUCAUGUGUUCAUUCCUCUAUAAGAACAGAUCAUGGAAACCUCGGUAAAGCUAAUAACAAGCAAAAAUCUCUUGCAAAUGGACAACUAGCUCCAAUUCUAAGCAAUGAAGCCAACACAGACAAGAACACAAGAACAAAAAGGCCCUGGAAGAAAAUACACACUUACAUAGUUGAAGCUGUGGAUAUAAAGUGCAAUAAUCCUAUGAGUAACCGAUUAAAGAAACUCGGCUUCUCCAAACUAUCUGAAUCCAUUGGUUAGUGUUGCAUGAACUUGUUACAGUCGGUUCUUAAGUUUUUGUAGCCAGCUCCUCCACCAUUUCUGAUCUCAACAAUGGAGCAGAUGCAUGGUAAGAAUCCUCCAUUGUUGCUUGGAAUUGACUGU
Dendrobium catenatum is the source of this 573-nucleotide messenger RNA. RefSeq lists its product as uncharacterized. The record is from RefSeq and is a predicted model, not a curated record. Lineage: Eukaryota; Viridiplantae; Streptophyta; Magnoliopsida; Asparagales; Orchidaceae.